AUGUCUCUCCAGGUUUCCCCUCAGGCACCAUGGAGGAACAACAAUGUCACUUUUUCAAACAAAGAAGUUCCUGUCUCAGAACAAGGAGAGACUAUUAUUGGCUUCUAUCUCCUGGCUCUAGGUUGGAUGUCUUGGUUUGGCAACAGCAUUGUAAUCUUUGUAUUGUAUAAACAGCGAGCUAUUCUUCAGCCCACAGAUUACCUGACAUUUAACCUAGCAGUAUCUGAUGCCAGUGUCUCUGUUUUUGGUUAUUCCCGGGGGAUAAUUGAAAUCUUCAACGUAUUCAGAGAUGAUGGAUUCCUUAUCACUUCAAUAUGGACUUGUCAGGUGGAUGGAUUUUUGACAUUGCUGUUUGGUCUUGCUAGCAUUAAUACACUGACAGUGAUUAGUGUGACCCGGUAUAUAAAAGGAUGCCAUCCGGACAGAGGACAAUGUAUCAGCAAUAGCAGCAUCUCCGUGGCCCUUUUUCUUAUAUGGAUAGCAGCUUUCUUCUGGUCAGUAGCUCCAGUCCUGGGAUGGGGCAGUUAUACAGAUCGCAUGUAUGGAACUUGUGAAAUUGACUGGGCAAAAGCCAACUUCUCAACAAUCUACAAGUCUUAUAUUGUGUCCAUUUUCAUCUGCUGUUUUUUCCUACCUGUCUCUGUCAUGGUUUUCUCCUAUGUAUCCAUCAUUAAUACAGUCAAAUCCAGCCAUGCUCUAAGUGGAGUGGGUGAUCCAACGGAGAGGCAGAGGCGUAUGGAACGAAGCGUUACAAGGGUUUCCAUCGUCAUUUGUACAGCCUUUAUCAUGGCCUGGUCCCCAUAUGCGGUUAUCUCUAUGUGGUCUGCCUAUGGUUACUCUGUGCCCAAUUUAACUAGCAUCCUUGCCAGCCUUUUUGCAAAGUCUGCCAGCUUUUACAACCCCAUUAUUUACUUUGGAAUGAGCUCCAAAUUCCGGAAGGACAUCUUCAUUUUGCUCCACUGUGCCAAAGAGAUCAAGGACCCUGUGAAGCUCAAACGGUUCAAGAACCUCAAGCAGAAACAGGACAAUUCACCUUCUCAGAGAGAAGAGAAAUACGCCGCAGAUGUCCUGCCUGCUCUAAGUCCUGAUUCUGGGGUAGGGAGUCGUUCUAAUACUCCUCCCCCAGUGAACAGGGAAGUGUAUUUUGGUGCUUUUGAUACCCCUUCCAACAAUCCUGAUGUUGAAUGUGACAGACUGUGAGCACACUCUGCUCACAUUGUGCAGCCAAGGUGUACAUCCAAUAGCACAUAUUUGCCUCCCCCAACUGGGCCCCUCUACAAUUUGACUACAGUACCCAUCAACCUCAGUUAGCUGGUUUUGGAUGAUGAGAAUUGUACUACAACACAUCUGGGGAUCUCCUUGCUGGAGUACUCCUUGGCCAAUAAAUACUUUUCAUCUGUAUCUU
Sceloporus undulatus (fence lizard) is the source of this 1405-nucleotide messenger RNA. RefSeq names its product opsin-5-like. The transcript is spliced from 6 exons. Gene Ontology annotation, biological process: G protein-coupled receptor signaling pathway. NCBI's taxonomy places the organism in Eukaryota, Metazoa, Chordata, Lepidosauria, Squamata, Phrynosomatidae. Gene Ontology annotation, cellular component: membrane. The coding region runs from base 1 to 1200 and encodes 399 amino acids. The record is from RefSeq and is a predicted model, not a curated record. Gene Ontology annotation, molecular function: G protein-coupled receptor activity.